UUGAAGGACAGCGGGCGCAGUGAUGAUGCGCAAAUAAACGCACUGUACGCGAUUGCAAACGAGAUGGCGCACGCUGUGAACAUGAUCUCGAUUCAAGGUGUCGCUGAAGGCCCGGGCGUUGAAGAACGAGUAAAACACACACAAGAUUUCCUACAGCAACUUUUGUCGGACGUCGACAUCAAACUUGAGAUCGAAGAAAAGCAAAACGCCGAGGCUCUGCGUGUGGUAUUGCGAGUGCACGCGUAUGGUCGUGCCAUGAAAAUUAUCGAGGAUCACAUGCUAGAAUAUGCGCGCGCUGAACAAGUGGAGGAGCUGGCCGUGCUCGGACAAGAAUCUGCGGCACUGUUAGAAGAACAAAACCUCCUUUCCAUGGGUUUUGGCGUCAAGGAGCUGAAUAUGUCGAUACUGGCAAUCGACGCGGAGCAUUUCACUGUGCACCUAGAGAAAGCUACUUCCCUGGACGAAGUCGGCAGUGCUGUGGCCAUUCUCAACGCCGUCAAUUCCAUUGCAGUCCGUCAUCUCGAGUGGAGAGAUGCGAGCGUUGCAACUUUUAGCCACCUUGAAACCGAAGAGUCCAUUGGUAUUGAAGUCAAAAUCAACAGGGACGUACUAUAUUCUGCUGCGAUGCUUCUGAAAGAUCACGAAUCCCAGCUGAACCAAGAACUGGCGAGGCGCGCGCGCGAAUGGAAGCUUCUGUUUAAGAAUUUUGGAAAAGUGAAAUUCAACCAGACGCUUGAAGAAAUGGUUCAGGUGGAGCUCACCUCGCCUGAAGGCGCGGACGCUGAUUUAACACGCCGUGCUAAAAAAUUUGUGGAUUGGUGCGUGGAAUCUUCACAGCAGCUGAGCCGAGGGGAGUUUAACCAGCGUCUUCCUGGGAUUACGGAAACGGCAUAUAUCAGCCUAAAAUCCCUCGCACAGAAGUCUGCCAGUUCGCUCGUUAAGAUCGCACAAAAAACAGCUGCAUCGAGGCGUAGCAAAACAAAGACGUCAAUAUUCGGGUUUGCGCGCUAA
Molecule: messenger RNA, 1011 nt
Organism: Ostreococcus lucimarinus CCE9901
Lineage: Eukaryota; Viridiplantae; Chlorophyta; Mamiellophyceae; Mamiellales; Bathycoccaceae
Exons: 1
Source: RefSeq, a predicted model, not a curated record